Marchantia polymorpha subsp. ruderalis is the source of this 1903-nucleotide messenger RNA. The record is from the annotation of a GenBank genome assembly. NCBI's taxonomy places the organism in Eukaryota, Viridiplantae, Streptophyta, Marchantiopsida, Marchantiales, Marchantiaceae.
AAGUUUACGAGCUCGAUGACAGGUCUACUCUGUCGGGACAGGACGCAAGUGCGUGCCGGAGACCGAGCAAAUUUCGUGCAGGGUUUAGGUUUUCGAAACAACCUCGUUGUCACGAACAGUUUCGGAAUGCCUUUCGAUUUGGAUUGCUUUACAUCAUCUCGUGAAAGCAUAUUGGUCAAGAAUUUUGGUGGUUGAGGACAUGGAGACCACAACUUUGAGAGUCUUGGAAUUUUACAGUGGCAUUGGAGGCCUGAGAUAUUCAUUGGAAGAUUCAGGUGUAAAUGCCGUCGUGGUAGAAGCCUUUGACAUCAAUGAUGUUGGUAAUGAUGUUUACCAGCACAAUUUCGGCCACAGACCAAAUCAGGGGAACAUUCAAGGACUGAGUGUCAAGCAACUGGACAAAUACAAGGCAGAUGCAUGGCUCCUUUCUCCUCCAUGCCAGCCAUACACACGUCAAGGUUUGCAAAAGGAUGCUGAUGACGCACGGGCUAUUUCCUUCUUGAAGAUGCUGGAGAUGCUGCCACUUAUGAUGUCACCUCCUUCUUAUCUCCUUGUUGAGAAUGUCGUCGGUUUUGAGAAUUCUGUAACACAUAGCCGGUUACUAGCAGUGCUGAAAGAAGCAGAGUUCACGACUCAAGAAUUUAUUCUUACUCCUCUUCAGUUCGGAAUUCCCUACUCACGACCCCGAUAUUUCUGCCUGGCCAAAAGGAAUACUCUGCCGUUUCUAGAUCCAACCUACAACGGACAGUUGUUGUGCGAACCUGGUCCACUUUUGCAAUGCCAGGGAUACCAGCAUAGUCCAGCGCUGAAUGUGGAAAAAGGGAACAAGAGUGUGGAAAAAGGGAACAAGAGUGUGAGGCUGGCAGUACUAGAAGAAAAAAGUAAUGCGCUAUCGAACAGAAAUGAUGAACAGAAAGCCAUGCGGAAUGAACCUAUCCUAGAUCCGGCGGUCAUAUGCAGACCGGUUCGUGACUUUUUAGAAACAGUACCCUCAGCUUCUGAGGAGUCCCAAAGCAAAUCGUCUGCCAUAACAGAGGUAACGUUAUCAGAGCAAGACUCGGGCAAGCGAGUUAGAUUAGAUCCCGGGUGCCCUGCACAAAUUAGGAGCCUUGAGAUUGCAGAGCUUUUGACAUCGGAUGGCAGGGAAAACAGUGGGAUCUGUAAGGAGGAUCAGUUUCACACAUACAGGGUACCUACGAACGUUGUACAACGAUGGAUUGACGCUUACGAUAUUGUCACACCGGAUUCAAGAAGAUGCUGCUGCUUCACCAAAAGUUACACACGCUAUGCUAAAGGAACUGGUUCUUUCCUUGCAAUGACAGUCAAUAUAAAAGAAGGUACAGAAACUUCAGUGGCGAAACACAUUGCGAACAUGAGGGCCGAAGGCCAACCUUUGGAUGUUUUAGAUUUGCGAUACUUCACACCGCGAGAGGUGGCGAACCUUCAUUCCUUUCCACAGAACUUCAGAUUUCCAGUGCAUGUGAAGCUCAAACAAAGAUAUGCUUUACUUGGGAACAGCCUCAGCGUAGCUGUCGUCAGUGGCCUCCUGAAGUAUUUAUUUUCUUCAGCAGCGAAAACUGAACGCACUGUAUCAUGAGUUGUUCCAAGCUUUGCUGCGAUGCGUUGAAAGCAUUCGAAUGGGAGUGCCCUUGGAUACACAUCAAUGACAAUUUAAUCGCUGCUGUUACUGUCUGAGCAAAGAAGUCCGUGGCUAAUUUACAGCGGGGAAAUGCAGCAGCCCACCUGCUUAAAAUUUUUUGGAACUGUAGCAGCCAACUUGUUGAUUAUAUCAGACAAGUAGUUUGGGGGAUACAUAUGUAUCACCGUCUGUGUGGGCAAUGUAACAGAUUUUUCUGGGACAGGUAAAUUAAAUUUUUUUACUCUCGGAAGGAGGUCAAGCGCC